Centruroides sculpturatus (bark scorpion) is the source of this 5235-nucleotide messenger RNA. RefSeq names its product reversion-inducing cysteine-rich protein with Kazal motifs-like. The transcript is spliced from 22 exons. The record is from RefSeq and is a predicted model, not a curated record. Gene Ontology annotation, molecular function: protein binding; metalloendopeptidase inhibitor activity. NCBI's taxonomy places the organism in Eukaryota, Metazoa, Arthropoda, Arachnida, Scorpiones, Buthidae. Gene Ontology annotation, biological process: extracellular matrix organization. Gene Ontology annotation, cellular component: plasma membrane. Bases 92 to 2935 code for a protein of 947 amino acids.
ACCAAUGGGAAGAGAGACGGCGGUCGCGGUCGUCGACGCACGACUCCACUAACUUUCUUGUGGCGCGGCCGGUCACGCCAGGCGCGCGAAGAUGGAAGCGACGGCGGUGAUGGUGUGCUUAGCGGCGACCCUCUUCCGUCCCGUUGGCGCUCAAGUUCCGAGGUGUUGUACUCUGACCACGGGAUCUUGCAGAUCGGCCUGCGAACAAGUGUCUCUGGUGGAGGUGGCUUUGGACGACGAGGAGAGAUCCAAGACAGACGACCGACUCGAUCUUCUCUGCUCCAAGUUACUGGUGGCUUUUUGGGACUGCAUCCGCCAGACUUUUCAAGAGAUCGACGGAGGCAGAGAGUGGAACGGGAGAUCCUGUUGUCGUCUUCCCCAGUCUCGCAAAUGUCGUCUCGCUUGUCUGAGCGCUCGGAACGGCGAAGAACUGCUGCAGCAUUGUCGUCGUAGUGACGAAUUGUCCUUCUAUUCGUGCGUCGAGAGGCUGGAAGCCGGAGACAGAUGUUGCGGUCGAGCCCGGAGCUCUGCCUGUCGUCUAGCCUGUCGACGGGCCUUGGCUCAUCGGGGGAGGCCCGAGCCUCCGGCCCGAGAUGCCGUUUUGGAAAGUUGUUCUUCAGACUCUCCCGAGGUGCUGAGAUGCGUGCGAGAGUACACUCGAAGGACUCCGGCCCGAGAUCCUCGGCGAAUCGUUCAUUGCUGCGAAAAGUCGUCUUAUUAUCGUUGUCGCUCGCUGUGCAGAAGGAUCCUGGGCACUGGUGGAAGCACUCAAGAAGCGGUGAUGGAGCGUCUGAUCGGUGGAGGAUGCGGACCUCCUCUUCCCCAGGACAGACUGUGGCAGUGUUUUCUGGCCAACACCGCUCGAUCUGAAUACGACACUGUGGUAGGAAUCGAUCGUCUCGGUAUGGACAACGUAAAACUUCAAUGUUGCCAUCGAGCCGUCACUCUUCAUUGCAAAGAUCUAUGUCUCAAGAUGUAUAACAACGAAUGGGAAAGUCAUUGGGAAGAAUUCGACAGACGUUGCCAGUAUAAUCUGGUCGAAUGGAAAAUGUUGCAUUGUCUGGCCGAAGUCGAUGAACCUUGCGAAUUAGGUUGCGAAGGAUUAAAUUAUUGCAACAAAUUUAAUUAUCGUCCGACCGAACUGUUUCGAAGCUGUGAUGUAAGAGCCGAUCAAGCAGCCUAUCAUGACGUGGAAUUGUGGAAGGGAGGGAUUAUUCAAAUGCCCCGAAUGCCUCAGAUAAAAAUCCCAGUUCUGGAUAUAUCCGAAUGUCAACCGGAUAAAUGGAAAGCCAUAGCUUGCAUGUUGCAAAUUAAACCAUGUAGAAAUCAACCGUAUCCGAAUAUGAUAUGCAAAUCUGAUUGCAUAAAUAUUUUGAGCCAAUGUAUUGAUUACAGUCAGCUUGAAGAAGGACAGACACCAUCUACAUUUUGUGAAAUCUUAUCACCACAAUGGGAGAAUUCGGCUUGCAUAUCUUUAGGACCUUAUCUUGUCGAUAGUAAGCACGAUGGAAGCGCUACAGAAGUGUCUCAUCCAUGCAAGCCAAAUCCCUGUAAUUCCACAGAAGUUUGUUUAGUUAAUCACGAUUGCAAAUUUGGACAAAUUUGUAUUCCAUAUAAAUGCACUCCUGGUUGCAGAGUUGGAGAAAUGGCUCAAAUAAUUGUACCACAAAAUACAUACAUCCAAAUCCCUAAUAUUAUACAGAAUCAAGAAUGCCGUGUAGUAUGUAAAUGUAAACCUUAUAGAAUUAUUGACAGUUGCAUUUCUGUUAAUUGUAUUACUGACAAGGAUUGCAUUAAUCCCGAGAAGAAAAAUAAUUACUACAUUGAUGAGAAAAUAGCUCACAACACUGAAUUUUAUGACGAUGAUAAAGUAUGUGUGUGUUUUUCUGGAGAAAUAAAAUGCUUAAGACAAUUUAAAGUAAUGAAUAAAAGAAUUGAAAAUGUUCUUCCAUGCAAGUGUCCAUAUCAUUAUAUCCCAGUUUGUGGUAUUAAUGGGAAAACCUACAUCAGCCCUUGUAUUGCUAGAUGCAUUGGCUUAAAAGACGACCAGUACGAAUUUGGUACAUGUUCCAGUAUGGAUCCCUGUGAGUUUAAUCCUUGUCAGAAAUAUCAAAGGUGUAUUCCCCAUAAACAGUUUUGUCUCAGCAUUAAGCAUACUGGAUGCAAACAAUAUUUAUGUGUGAAUAUACGAAAUUGUUCGAAGCAAGCAAAUUUGACCGUGUGCGAUACAGAAGGAAACGAACACUCAAAUUUAUGCUUUAUGUUGAAUGCAGGAAAAACUUUAGCAUAUUUAGGACACUGCAAGAAAAAUUGUGAAAGUAAAGGUAUCGUUUGUGGUCACGACGGAGAGACUUAUAAUAGCGAAUGUGCUGCUCUGGCAAAUUAUGUAACUGUAGAUUACAAAGGUUCCUGUACUGCAACACAAUUUCUUUCAUUAAAAACAAGUUGUAAUGUAAGUUGUCAGCCACUAUCUUCCAGACAUUGCAAUCCCUUAUAUCUUCCAGAAUCAUGCUGUCCUGUUUGUGGUGGGGCAUUUCAACUAUUAUUCAGCCACAAUAUCUACGACCAAAUAAUUGGUGCAAUAAAAGACGAACAACAGUCCAGGUUGAGCGCCGUGGCAAAAACUCUCCUGGAGCACGUCAAUGUGGCGGAAUGUGGUGUUUUCGUUUAUUCCACGCAGGAAGCAAACAUCGUUGUCUUGGUUUCUCCCACCGUGCGAAAUGCCACCGCGCUUCAAGUCGAAGCGUGCACCAAAGAAGCCGAAAAAUUACAUUCUCUUUUUCGACAGAAAAGCCCAACGCUACUCACCAAAGUUCCACUCUCUUCUUUCUUAACAUCGGUCAUUGUAGAGAGCUUAGUUACGGACGGAACAGAUUCGAGAACUUUAUCGUCCAUACUAGUCAUACUUGUUUUAUCUCACCAACUGUUUUGGUGACUAAAAAUAUGUAAAUAAUUAACGCAUGGUGUCACAUCUGUAAAAAAUUUUUGGCAUAUAUUGUAUAUAAUAGAGAUUCAUCUUCCACCAUGACCAAAUUAAUAAUAUAAUUAGAUGCUUUCUUUAAUGGGAUGAUUCCAGAAAGCAUUCACAAUUAUAUAUGAAAAGCAUCUUUGUUUCAAGCUACAGAUGCUUGUAUUUUAUAAUGUGCACACACAUUUCCUGUUCUAUUGACAAUUCAAUGUUGUUUCAGAAGAAAUGUUAAAUAUGCAACAUUUAGGAGAUAAUUUAUUACGUAUUUAAAUAUUUUAAAACAUGACAACUUUAUUCAUAGAAAUUACAACUUUCAUGUGUAAAAUAUUAUAUAAUUUACUUGUAUUAUAAAUACUAUUUUCAUUAUAUCCUAAAAUUUAGAUUGUAAACUAUGAAAGGCUGAACUACAUGAUCUCAUAUAUUUAAAGCAUUUUUUUUAUUUAUUGUAAAAAAUAUUUUAUGACAGAUACUUUGUCUGCACAGACAAAGUUUACUCUGGUCCAGUCAUUUUUCUAUGUAAAUAGAACAAAAAUUAUAGAACUGGAUCUCAGUCAAGAAAAUGGAGUUAAUUACUUAAAAAUGAAAGGGGUUGUCUAGGUAUGAAGAUUUUUAAAAAUUUUCAAUGCAAUUAAUUAAUUAUCUCUCAUUACAAGAAAAUGAAUAUUCAAAAAUGUGUGUUAGUUUUUUUAAAUUUUGCAAUAUAUUAAUGAAUUAGAUUCUCUAAGAUUCAUCAGUCAUUGUUAACAUCACCCUUAUUCCAAAUCUGUUGGCUUUGAUUUUGCAGUAUAUUUUCAACAUUUAGCAAAACUAUUUUUACCAGAACUUUUUGUAUAUUUUUAUUUUGUUGUUUGAUAAUGGCAAUUCCUAUGAUGCACUCUUUUAAAGAAGAAAAAGAAAUUAAUAAGUAGAACUUUUGGAAUUUUUACAAAAAAUAUAGCAAUGUGGCAUUUUGCAGCAUAACAAAUAAUUUUUUAUUUGACAUUUUUAAAAGAAUGGACAUAUGAUGAUCCGUUUUCAAUUGAUAGAAUGAAUAAUUAAUUGAAAUGAAUAUAUUAACUUAGCAUUCAAUAUUUUAUUUCAGUAUUAUUUAUAUAUCUAGGUGUAUAUGCCAUUUAGUUAAUAUUGGACUAAUUAAAUACCAAUAUGCAUCAAACCUAGAAAAUAUAUUAGUGUUUGCCUAUAUUUAAUAUGAAAAAGAAAAAACCAAACUACAGAAACUUACAUUUUUAUGCCUGUCAUUGAUAAUAUGGAGUAACAGUUGGCCGUCUAAGAGACUGCAUUUUUAAGAGAGGUCAAAAUCUUGAACAGAAUGAAUUUAUUCAAUCAAAUUUUAUUCUGGUCAACUUUCCAGAGCAAAAGAGUAUUAGAUCUCAUUACAAAUCUGAGUUCCAUUUGAAUAAAUUCUCUGUAAAUUUCAAUUCUAGAAUAAAUCUUAUUAUUUUUUCCUACAAAUUCUCAUUAACAUUUGUAACAAUGAGAUGAGUGUUUCUGAAGUAUUUUUAUUCAUUUUUUUUUCCACAGAAAUUAUAAUUAAUUAAUAAUAAUCUUUCCAAAAGAUGCUAUUAUGUGAAAUAUACAUUUUGGCAAAUUAUUUUUUGCCUUUGGUUUCCAAAAUUUUAAACAGCAAGAAUUCUAAAUUAUUUUUGUAAUUUGGAUUUAGAAAAUGAAAAAGUUCUAAAACAUUAAAUUUUAUGAUUUAAAAUGAAAAUAUGUCAGAAUAUGAUUGCAUUGAACAAGAUAUUUGACCUCAAUCUUCCAUUAUUGAUAAUGGAAGACUGAAUUAUUUGGUAUUGAAUACUAACAGAUCAAACAGAAUAAUGUUAAGGUAAUUAUUUUCUUUUGUUUCUUAACUAAUUAAAAGUUCAUGAAUCCCAUCUAGUCCACAAUCAGUAUUUUAAGUGUGAAGUUUAUAAUUUUCAUGCUUAUUGAUAUUUCAUUUGAUAUCUUAAUAGUUGGAUUUAAAGAACAAUUUACAGUAUACUGUCGUUUGCAAUCUGUACUCAGGGUUAUAAAAUAUUCUUUAUUCAUUUCUAAGAUUUCUGUAAGGGGAGAAAAUCUCAAAAUAUCAAUUUAUUUAUAAAACUUUAAUAUAAACUACUUUAAACUAAGAUUGUUGUAUAUAACAAAUUUAGAUUAAAUUUAUUUAUUAUGUUUUAUAUUAUAUUCUAAAAAAAAAUGUUCAAAAUGUUUUACUUUGUUGAGUCUUACUAGAUUAUGCAAUGUAUAAUGCAAAUGUUAAAGGAAAUAUUAAAAUUUUUUGAUAAGAA